Molecule: messenger RNA, 2668 nt
Organism: Anopheles nili
Lineage: Eukaryota; Metazoa; Arthropoda; Insecta; Diptera; Culicidae
Exons: 6
Coding region: 563-2668 (701 amino acids)
Source: RefSeq, a predicted model, not a curated record
UUUAAUGAGCGUUCCUUAAUUUAUGGAUUAGGAAAACCGAUUGUUCGACGGGUUGAUCGUGCCGCCUCAGAACGUCGCCGGUUGGUGUUUUGGUGGUUUUGGUGGUUGCGUAUCGCGGACGGGUAUUUCCGGCGCCAGGGGAAGGUGAGUGCAUUCUCGGAUGUGUGCCGGGGCCGCGUUUCCGCGCCGAAAUCGCCCCAAAACGCGCCACCGCCCGGUUGCGGUGGAUGGCGUGCAGCCAUAAAAAUUGUGAAAAGCUCAUUAAAACAAAAGCUCACCGUGCCGUGCGGUGUAGCGGCGUGUGUGUGUGUGUGCGUGUGUGCGUGUGUGCGUACGUGCCUGUGCGUGUGUGUAUCUACCCGGCGGAAGAAGGGUGGUCUACAACCGAACCCGCGUGGCGGGAAUCGAAAGGAAAAAAAUCGGAAAAAUCCCCAACCAUCCCUAGUCGGUCCGCUUCGUAGACCGGUGGGAAAGAAUAAGAAGAAGAAGAAGAAGACGGUGGAGAAGGGAAAAAGAAACUAUCGCGAGCUGCGUGUGCGCCAAAAACACGAACAAACGCGCAAUGAAAAUGCCGACGAUCCGGUGGAGCGAUCGAGUGGAGCCAUUUCAACUGCUUCAUCUAGCUCUGGUGCUGGUGUUGGCCAGCCUCACCGUACAUCCGUGUGACGCAUCCUGCUACUUCCCGUUCGAGUUCCAGGGUGGUUACAUCACACAAAACACGGUCACACCAGAAGGAGCCGUCCGGUACAGUCGCAUCAACAUCACCGAGAAUGCGAUCCCACUGUGGGGCAUGUGCCACCGAAGGCGUGACAAUAACGUGAUCCUUAUGACGGGCUCGGAAGAAGCGAGCUGCUUCCGGUGCUUUCAUCUGAAGCUUGUCUCGAAGAACGUACUGCGGGUGUUGGCUGCCGAUCAGGACUAUCUCUCGAAAUGCCACACGAACGAGGAGAAAGCGCUCGCUUCCUGUCUCACCGAGGAUGACCUUCUGAACGAGGCGAAAAACACCGAGAUCAUCCUUUACAAAUUCCACGAAUGGGAUGGAGCUGAAGUUCGACAGGAGUACUGCCCCAUCCACGGUCGGUACCGGAUGACGUACAGCGUGGACAGCAGCGAUGCUCCGGAUGGUGUCACUGAAUGCGAUUCCGUCGAGUCAGAGGUCGACAAUUGUCCGUCAGGGUCGGCACUUAAUUUGCGCUUUCGAAACUGCGCCUUCCCAAAUCGCGAGGUUACGUUCGAGUGUCUCGGACAUUGGCGAGGUUUUGGAAACCAGAACUAUCUGGCACUGCUUGGGACUGGUGAAGAAUCACGGCUUGGACCGAAGUACCGAUGUGCGACUUACACGGAAAACCCGAAAACGGGUGAGAUCGACAUCGCAUUUAGCCGUGAUUCAACGUGCCGUGCGAUCGAACGACAGCUUGUUCGUCAUCCGAACUCACGCUACACCAACGGCAAUGGCAUCGGUGGUGGCGAAUACCAUCAUGAGGUGUUGAGUCUCCGUCCAAUCCCGCUCGAAUUUGGACCGGUCACGCAGUACUGCAGUUUUCCCAGCUGGCUGAUAGGACGAUGGGAGCACGUGAUCGUGAACCAAAACCAGCUCAUCUACAAGGACCACAACACCUUCAAGACGUACACGAUGAAGUGCGUCAAGAACUACACCAACCACGACUCGAACAAGUACAUCGUUUACAGCCAAACGCAAUGUGGUGAAGAGAUGUACCAAUGCCUGAAGGUGGAACGCCGUGACACGAACGUGUUCGAGUUCCAAAUCAGCACGCGCCAGUCAGCUAACUACACUGCGACGAUCUGCAACGACUUCUACUUCAACGACGAUCGGUGGCUGACACAGGGCCGACUCGACAACUCCGACACUGUAUCACCCUGUCCGAUCAUCGGCGAGUUUUCCGGCAUUAUCCCAGACGACGAGGGACUUUGUGCAAAGCUGUCCUCAGAGUGCGACUCGCAAGACAUCAUGCACUACCAGAUCUCGGCCUGCGAUUACAUGAACGAGGUGUAUGAAGAACGCGAAUAUCGCUGCCUCGGUCAGUGGACACAUCGGAACAUCGUGUAUACGUACACCCAGCGGCGAGAUGUUGGCACGUACGAGUGCUUCGUCGGUACGAUGCUAUCCGAUCGGCAGAUCUUCAUCAAGGAAGCCGGUGAACACUGUCAGCGAGACGUCAAUCCGAACCGGUUCGGCAUGGAGCUGAACAAGGUCGCUCACUGUACACCUCCGGAGGUGUUCAAAUCACCCGGUCGACCCACGCACAAGUACUCCGAGGUGCCACUUCCGACCCAGCGGCCGUCGGCGACGAAUUCUGGUUCCGGUUCCAGCGGUCACGCAGGUGUUCCGGCAUCCGGCAACGGCGUCGACGGCAAUCAUCUCCACCAAAGUUCCUCACCGUCCGGCCCGGUACCGAACCCAACACCAGUUCCACCGAUCGGAGGUAUCACGACCAGCCGGAACAGCGAAAGUGGCCACACCGGAAGUGGCACCGGUAGUGGCACCAGCGGAAGUGGCCACCCGCCGUACAAGACUAAUUCCAAACACGAACCGGCCUCGGUCAAACCGGGCACCGCCGGCUCAGCAGCCGCGCAUGUACAGUCGCACUAUACCUAUUUAUUGUUAGCAACGUUUAUCUGUGUUAUUCUAGGUCGUAAGCACUACUAG